This is a messenger RNA of Nicotiana tabacum (common tobacco), 1472 nucleotides long. Its product is annotated as putative galacturonosyltransferase-like 10. NCBI's taxonomy places the organism in Eukaryota, Viridiplantae, Streptophyta, Magnoliopsida, Solanales, Solanaceae. Gene Ontology annotation, cellular component: Golgi apparatus. The record is from RefSeq and is a predicted model, not a curated record. Gene Ontology annotation, molecular function: glycosyltransferase activity.
AAUCUGAACCUCUUUAUAUAUCUCAACUCCUCACAAAACCUUAAACGCGUAUACUUUUACAAACAUUCUUUCUUUCUUCUUCUUCCCUUACAUUCAACGAGGCGAUUUUUCCAUUCCUCUUGCUAUGAUUCUUUCUAAAAAACACAUCUUUAUGCUAUUUGUGUCAAUUCCUUUGCUUCUAAUUCCAGCAAGCGCUAUUAGAGGUUUUCUUGAAAAGCCUAAGGCAAAUUUUGAUGGGUAUUUGAGAUACGUUGAAUCUCCAGAGUAUAGAAAUAGCGAAGAAUGUCCAAUUUUAGAAUCAGAUUUAUCAGUUUGUGACCCAAAUUUGAUACAUAUAGCUAUGACUCUUGAUUCACAUUAUUUUAGAGGUUCAAUAGCAGCAGUGCAUUCUGUUCUAAAGCAUGCCUCUUGCCCAGAAAAUAUUUAUUUCCAUUUCGUAACAUCCAAGAAUUCAGAUUUUCAACAGUUGACUCAAACAGUUAACUCAAUAUUUCCAUCUCUGAGCUUCAAAGUUUACAGCUUUGAUGAAAACCGCGUCAAGAAUUUGAUAUCAUCUUCAAUUCGUCAAGCUCUUGAUAAUCCAUUGAAUUAUGCUAGAACUUAUUUAGCUGAGAUCAUUGAUCCCUGUGUUGAAAGGGUAAUUUAUCUUGAUUCUGAUGUGAUUUUAGUUGAUGAUAUUCACAAAUUAUGGUCCAUAUCAUUAACUGGUUCAAGAAUUAUUGGAGCUCCAGAAUAUUGUCAUGCUAAUUUCAGAACAUAUUUCAAUGACAAUUUUUGGUCUGACACAAAACUCUCAAAGGUAUUUCAAGGAAAAAGGCCAUGUUAUUUUAAUACAGGGGUAAUGGUAAUGGAUUUAGGAAAAUGGAGAAAAGGAGAUUAUACUGAAAAGAUUGAGAAUUGGAUGGAGAUACAAAAGGAGAAGAGGAUAUAUGAAUUGGGAUCUUUGCCACCAUUUAUGUUAGUAUUUGGAGGAGAAAUUGAAGGAAUUGAUCAUAAAUGGAAUCAACAUGGAUUAGGUGGAGAUAAUUUGGUGAAUAGUUGUAGAACAUUGCAUCCAGGUCCAGUUAGUUUAUUGCAUUGGAGUGGUAAAGGUAAACCUUGGGUUAGGCUUGAUCAAGAAAAUCCUUGUCCUGUUGAUUUUUUAUGGGCACCUUAUGAUUUGUAUAGACCGAGCCUUCAUGAUUCUUUUGACCAACACUAGCGGAGAUUGUGAUGUGACAGUGUAAAAAUUCUUUUACGCUUUUAGCGUAUACGAGUUAUUUUUUUCUUUUUUUGUAUUGUGAUAAUUCUUUGAUUCUUUUUCCUCAUUGGGAAGAAGUGAGACCCGGAGUCUGUAGUAUUAGGUACAGGGGACGAUUUUGUUAGGGUCCCUUAUGGGUGAUUUUUUGUGUGUAUAAGAAGAGCAAACGAUUGUAUAAAGCGAUUAUUCCUCCAUUAUUUUUGUAGUAAUCAGAGUAGUCUUUUGAUAUUUU